Molecule: messenger RNA, 2077 nt
Organism: Ixodes scapularis (black-legged tick)
Lineage: Eukaryota; Metazoa; Arthropoda; Arachnida; Ixodida; Ixodidae
Product: sialin
Exons: 10
Coding region: 355-1908 (517 amino acids)
Biological process (GO): transmembrane transport; monoatomic anion transport
Molecular function (GO): transmembrane transporter activity
Source: RefSeq, a predicted model, not a curated record
GAGUCAGCUGAGUCGCAUGGUGGGACUCGGAGGUUAGAAUAGGAGCAGCUGCCGUUUCUCGGAAAAUGAAAACAAAGUUGCGUAAUUACGUCAGUGGCCUUGCGAUGUUGCGGUAUUCAAGCCGUUGAUUCAUGCUGAAAGAACAAAGAUAGAGAACAAAACGUGCAUCACGGCCCCAACAGCCCGAUUCGUGUCGGGUGAGAUACCACUGAUUACUCGGGUGAUUGCAGGUGCGCGCUGCUCCUCCUGAGUUUAGCAGCGCGAUCUGGAAGGCCUUGAGAUAAGUUUGCAUGGUGACAGCGGGUAAUCGAAGAAGCACGUGCCAGCAUAUCGAGCAGCGUCCAACUUUCUUCAAUGGAGCACUCCGCCGAGAGCGAAGUUGUUGUGAAGGCCGCAGCGCCCAAGUCCAAAGCAUGCCUUCCAAUGCGGUAUGUGAUGUGCUUCAUGAUCAGCCUAGGGGUGUUCCUUGUCUACUCGAUGAGGGUGAAUCUUAGCGUCACCAUCAUUGCAAUGGUGAACACCACUGCCACCGACGCAAACUCAACCGACAUGGUCAACAUGGCGUGCCCAGUCUCCAGUAACCAGACCUCUCCAGAUGACUCUAAAAAGACUGGGGAGUUCCUCUGGGACCAGGUGACUCAGGGCUAUGUGCUCAACGCAUUCUUUUACGGCUACAUCAUCACCCAAAUCCCAGGUGGCUGGGUGUCGGAGGUCAUCAGCCCGGCCUGGAUAUUCGGCGGAGGCAUCGGAAUCACUGCCGUGCUCACGCUCUUCACUGCGGUUGUGGCGCGUGCGAGCCUGCCAGCCUUCCUGGUGCUUCGGGCACUCGAGGGGCUCUCUGAGGGCGUGACGUACCCGUCCAUGUACGCUCUGAUUGCCCGCUGGUCGCCGGUUCGGGAACGGAGCUUCCUGGCGACUGUGUGCACCCUUGGCUCCCUGCUGGGCACCAUCGUCACCUUACCCGUGGCCGCAGUGCUCUGUGAGCACGGUUUUGACGGAGGCUGGCCCUCCGUCUUCUACCUCUCUGGUCUGCUGGGCUUUGUCUGGGUUGUCGCCUGGUUCCUGCUCUCCUCUGCGACCCCUGAGCAGAACCGCCUGAUCUCUGCGGAAGAGCGAAAGUACAUCGUCGAAAGCCGAGACUGCAAGUUUGGAGUGUACAGGAGUGUUCCCUGGAUCGAGAUUUUGCUGUCGCAGCCUGUGUGGAUGUGUGCCUUAAUCAAGUUCUGUAGCGCCUGGAGCUUUUACACAUUGCUCACGGAACUGCCGAGCUACCUGGAGAAUGUGCUUCACUUCGAGAUUCAGAAGAACGGGCUCCUCAACGCUGGCCUCUACUUGAGCCAGGGAGUGGUGGGACUCGUGAGUUCCUACAUUGCGGACAGGGUCAUCGAAAGGCGUCUCCUCGGCGUCACUUCAACAAGGAAGGUGCUCGAGAGCAUUGGCCUUCUGGGAGGGGCGGUCAUCUUCGUCUGCCUGGCCUCUGCAGGCUGCAACACCGUUCUCGCGUGCGUACUCCUAUUGGUCGCAUCCUCCCUGGCCGGCGCCCAGUACGGCUGCGACGGCGUUCUGCCCAUCGACUUGGCUCCGGAGUUUGCAGGUUCUGUGAUGGGACUCGUGAACACCGUUUCUAACACGGCCGGGAUAUUUGCCCCAAUGCUUGUGGGCUACCUGACAGAAAACAAUGAAAGCCUGGAGCAGUGGAACACCAUCUUCUAUGUGUCAGCCGGCAUCAACCUGUUUGGAGGCGUGGUCUUCCUGAUCUUCGGCACGGCCAAGGUGCAACCAUGGGCCCACCCGCAAACCGAAGGGGUUCCGGACACAGAUCCGCUGAUUCCUUCGAUCAAUGACGAUCCGGUGCACGGCGCUGCUUCCCCGAACGACGGCGCCUCCUCAUCGGACAAACGUGCCUGAAAGCGCGCUCUGGGUUUCGCCCGAAAUCGACGCCGUGUGCAGUGCACACACUGCCGUUUCAUGCAGUGCACGUGCCAUGAUGUGCCGGCAAGCAGUACGCGAUUCCCUAAAGGCUGCUUCACUUGUUGGCAUAUGUGCGCAAUUCAGCCUGUCGCAUUCUUUUGUGGCC